UCCGGCGAGCUUUUCGAAACUCAAAUUCUCGAAAGUAGAGUGAAGAAUAAAUCAUCUAAAGGAUCUGGAAAGUUCAGCGUUUCCUGUGGUUGGUUGGGCCCGAUCGAGUUCUGAGCUUUCGAAGCCAUUUUCAACUUCAGAUGUUGGGAGGCCAGAAAUGGACAAAGCUCGAGAUGUGAGGCGUGGAGCCAGUCGGUUCUCUCUUGCCACGCCCAAGAAUCUCUUCUCUGGGUCUGAUGGUGUUUGUGGGAACUUCGUACAUUCGGAAAGAUCGAAGAAAGAGAGGCUAAGAAGAUUGAGUGUUGUUGGUAGGACGAGCUCAAGCUACGAAGACUGCGAAAUGGGUUGCGAUCUGUCUGACAAAGGAGAUGAGCUUCGAUUACAAGCACCGUCUAUGAGUACUUGUUCUAGCAAGAGAUUUAAGAUUCCAAAAAAGUUUUUUGAUGACUGCAAUGGAGUCGAUCAUGCCUCUGUUCCUAGAAAGCUGCGUUCAGCAAUGAAGAAGCGUAAUUGUGAAUCUAUUUCUCCGGAAUCUAUUUCUCCACCUUUACCAGAUUCAAAAAAGCUGAAAGAUACAAUCAGUGGAGUCCAAGCUUCACCCAUAAAGAAUGGUGCAAAGAAAUCCAAACUCAAUGUGAAACACGGAGGCUCAGACUGGUCCCCAGAACAGACUCUCUCUGGGCCAAUAACAAAAGAUGAGGAAGAAGUAGUAGAGACCUUGUAUGCAUUGGCCGGAAUGUUCCCGAACAAUGAUGCAAAUGAGAAGAGUAAAGUUGAAAGCAAAUCCAGGGAACAAAAACCUGUGCCAGAAUCAAGGGCGAGUCUAAUGCCCAUACAAGAUUCUGCAGUUACAAAAGACAACUUGAGCUCAAUGCCCUUGAUAACAGCCAAAGUUGUUGAUCCUUCAGAUAGAUUGCCCAAAGAAACUGGAAAAAUAGUUUUUUUGGACGAACCCAGUAUUCAGGAACAACCGGAUUUGCCCGCUGGAGAGAAAAUCCGAAUGGAAUUAGAUUGUUCUGUUCCUCAACUGAAUCUAACUAGCAUGCCAUUCUUAGCUAGUAGUGACAAUGGCAGUGUAAAGCCAUUACACAAUUCUGAGCUAAGCUUGGACACAGGCGUAUUAAAUCUACCCACACAACCAGAAACCCCUCUAAUUGAGAGGAAACCAGAGACGGCGUUGGGGGCAGCAACCGCCAUAACCACUGCAAGUGAACUGGAACAACAAAAUAGGACCAAUGAGCCCAAGAAAAAUGGUUCGAUAUUGUGGCCAGGAUUGUCUUCAGUUGUCUCAUUUGGUGGUGGGAGUCGUGGUCCUUCUUUGCAGUCCUCUGAUGCUAGAAUUCCGGGUUGGCUUGAUGCUGCUAUGAUUGCCUCCAGACACAGGUCAUCUGAAAAUGGUUCUUCGAGUGGAAAGGUUUCAAAAGUGACUGUUGAAAAAAAUACAUGGAAGAGGUGUGCUGCUCAUGUUCAUAUAAGUCAUCUCAUUCAGAUCUCAAAAAUGCCAGAGAGCCAGGAGAGGUUGCUGCUGCAACUUAAUCAAUUGAGACCAGAGGAAGGAUCAAAUCUAGGAUUUCUUAUGGCAACCAAUAGAUUUGAUGGGGUGAGAAACAGUUUAAAUGGCGUAAUGUCUUCUGCCGCUCUAUGCAAUUCUACCACUGAAAGAAUUUCAAAUGAAGCUAAAACUGAUAUUCUUCAGCCCCAGCGACUUCAUCAAGAUCAGCCCCAGGCUCCUCUGGCAUCCGGGGUGUACACUCAACAGAAGCAGAGUCUCGAUUUCUUGUCCUUGUCAGCUGGAGAUGGCGAGAUAGAAGCUAAGAACCGUGCUAAUAGAGCUGGAAAUGGGUUGGAUCCUUUGUCACAAUUCCAAGUUCCUUAUCUUUAUUGUCCUGCACAACAGCAGACUCUCAUGCCUUUCACUAUGCCUCAAACUCGCUAUACCUCCUCUGCUUACCCUGAUCAGCGUUCAGUAGCACCAGCAGCAGCACAUCAGCUACAGGUAGCUCCAUAUCUUGGUAAUCCAUUUCGUGGUCCUAACCCAAGUCCUAUGGCCUGGACAAAACAACAGCAGCAGCAACAUCAACGCCUUUGGGCUGCCCAGCUAGCAGCUCAUUACAGGCCUGGCGGAACUUCAACAUCCAUGACCCAAGUUUCGAGCUGGCAACAGGGAAGACAAGACCUGCCUAUGCUGAUUCCGUUUGCCCAAACCAUUACCCCACCAUCCCCUUCAUCCCUAGAAGUACUGGGCCCCAAGUAUACUACAGUCUCUCAACAACAGCAGCACAUCAUGGCGAUUGCUACAUCAUUGCCCCCUGCCCGGGUAAAAAAACAAGACCACCUUAUCUCCUCUGUCUACGAAGAGACCGGAGGUGGGUGCCACGCCACGGGUGCACUACCAUUGCAAUUACUCUGCAAUGAGCGCCGUUGAUGUGAAAUGCAUUGGCAGCUGUUUGGUGAGACAAUGGAUGGGUAACACAUUAUUGCAUUCGUUCUUGCUGUUCAUUCUCGGGACUUUCUGUAGCAUAAUCAAGUAUUUGAAUACACAUACAAGACCAUUCAUUUCAGAAACCAAAUUAUCAGAAAAAGAAGAGCAUCGAGGUAGGCAGAGGAAAAUUGCUGCCAUGUAUAUGUUGAGGGAAAACCAAGACCUAUCAACUGCUGGAGAAUGGAGAGAUGGUAAUUGAGUUUUGUUGUAUAAUCCUUUUACGAGCAUGUCUAAUCACAUUGAUGCCUUCUACAGAGGACCGCACCAAAAAGAAUGGAUUGAGUUUCUUUCUAUUUGCCUGUACCCCCACAUAGUUGUCUUUCUUGCUUGCAUCCAUUCUUGUUUUGACCUCAUCUGCUUUACGAGGUUUAUGCUAACCGUUCAGAAUAAAGAGAGGCCAAAAAGUAAGAAGGGCCAAGGAGUUGAGAUUUUUAGACCAGAGUUUAGUCUCGAGCAACUUCAGUGGAGCUCCCAAUCACAAUAUGUUUGCUGCUGGGGAAAGAAAUGGAUGUCUUUUCUUUUGUGGGGCAAGCGAAAUGGAGACAUAAAAAAGAAUGACCUUUGGAUGUUCUUAGAUCACGAGUUUUUUCCAUUCAAGCAUGGUAGAAGUUGGAACCUUGUGAUUGUCACCGAUUAUGCACCAUCCAGUGUAAUUUUAUAGAUGUAAUUUCGGCAGCAAACUAAUGCAUUGAGGACCGAGAACUAGAAGUGUUGAUUCAACACACUUUUGUGUUGAAAGGGUUCCUUCAUAUUAAAUGCAUUAUGAUAUUUCAACGUCAUUGAAGUUUA
Juglans regia (Persian walnut) is the source of this 3271-nucleotide messenger RNA. RefSeq lists its product as uncharacterized. Bases 158 to 2425 code for a protein of 755 amino acids. The record is from RefSeq and is a predicted model, not a curated record. The transcript has 14 exons. Lineage: Eukaryota; Viridiplantae; Streptophyta; Magnoliopsida; Fagales; Juglandaceae.